UUUUGAAUAAAACCUCGCUGCGGCUUUUUUGAUGGUCUUAUCAAUUUAUGAUUAAACAUUUUGUAGAGCAUUCAUCUUGCCGUGAAGUUUAGCGGAAAGGUAAUGUGACUUCAACUGCAUUACUGAACCCGGUUAAGACCAAAGAGAUCUUUAUGAGUAUUGUAUAAGUUUAUAAGAAUCGAUAAUAAUGUUUCUUGUGGUUUAAACAAAAUCAGUUUUAAUUGUGUGUUAUUCAUGACAUGGAAGCCGACUCAAGAACUAACAAAAAAGUCGGCAAACGCCAAAAGUAAAAACAAUUGAUGCUUUCAGCUUUUGUUUUUUUUUACAUUAAUAGACUUUUCUAUAUAACUAUAGGAGCCGAAUAACGACUUUUGUUAACGGCAACAAUAAUGUCUAAGGAAAAAAAACAACAACAAAGAAUCGACACCGUGGAUGCUGAUGAAUAAUAUGCGUUUCUUUCUCGUCGUUGAUUCAAAUUUGUGCAGAUGUCAGAAUCUUUGUAUAAGCUGUUAAUAUUCUGAAUUGGUGUAUAAUUUUGAUCAAGCUGCUAAAAGAUGUCAGUCCUCAAUUCAUCAUCGAAUGGUACAAGUGAUGGUGGUGUCGAUCRGUACAACCAAACGUUGAUAAUUGCUCUACUAGGAGUCUUGGCUGUGUUCAUCUUCUGUGCUAACUCGUUCGUUAUCUACUUGUAUUUACACCGCUCUGAACUGAGAACCAAUACCAACUUGUGUCUCGUGUUCCUUGCUGUAUCUGAUUUGCUGGCGGCAGUUGUAGUCAUUCCUAUUGUCAUUUUGACCAUGUUGUUGUACCCAUCGGAUCCACAGUUUUCCGUGGAAAAAGAGAUCCUUGUAAUUGUAAACGACUUUGCAUCGAGGUUUGUCGCAUUUUCAAAUGUCUUCCACCUCUUGCUUGUGACUCUAGAGAGGUACAUCAUGAUCGUGUUUCCAAUGCGGUACGUGAAUAUUGUAAACAGAAAAAGAGUUAAAGCAUGUUUACUGUUCCUKUGGUGUUUCUCUCUCACUCUCGUAUUGAUUCAGUUGUCAUGGAUAAUACCGCUGACUAAUGUAAAUAUACAUGCUGAUUUUGUGUACAGCACGACCACAUUCUUUGGAAUAAUAAUACCCGUUUUCUUGUUGCUGGUUUCGGCUUACUAUCACAUCUACCGAGAAGUACAACGGCAAAUCAAAAGCAUCAGGCAAUCCACUCCAGCUCUCUUAACAGAUGAUCCACAAGCAGUACAGCAAAACACGCAAGCAAAGAAAGAUAAACGCCGUGAAGCCCGGGCAGUAAUCAUCUUUGCAGUAAUGCUUUGCGCAUUUGUCAUUGGAUGGUUCCCGUAUUUUAUUUUAGGAAUAGCAGGGGAUAUUAUAGGUGGAAUAGAAUUUUCACCCGCCGAAGCCAUUUUUAUAUUGCUUCUAUGUAUGAGGUUCUCUGUGUCAUUUAUCAAUCCACUCUUAUAUACCUUCUUAAAGGAAGAUUUCAAAAAGGCAUUACGUAAAACCCUCCGAUUUCCAAAUCACGAUAUGGAGCUUAAUAACCGCGGCUGAUGAACUGAGAAGUACUUCGCUUGAUUUGUACUUCUCUGCAGUACUGUAAGCUUAUCACGGAUCUAAGGAGUGUUCAUACAGACAUUGCGGRACCUAAAGAUCUUUUAAAGGGUCUUCAGCGAUCCUUCGUUAGUCACAGUCUCACUGUCCGUCUGGCAAUAUAGAAUUCAUAGGGGUUUGAAUUUGUUAGAUGUUAUCAAGUCCAAGCCAACAUGUUGGUAUGKAAACCUGACGGAUUCUUUUCCAAGGAUGUUGAAUGUUCCAGAAUUCCUAGCUUUUCAUUUGUAGCUGAACUCCUGUCUCCUCUAGCCUCUGACCCCUUUAAAAGAAUAUUUCUUUCCUAUAUAUGUUUUUGAAGGAGCAAGGAACCCCAUCAAAAGGAGAGUCUGUGUGAAGGGAAAUAAGCGCAUUGACGCUUCCAUCGGUAUAUAAUCACUUGAAAGUUGAAGUAGAUUCUAAUAUAGUAACGAAAUGGAAACCCGUGAAAUACUAUCAUGAACUAGUAGUUUCGGUUCUUUGUAUUAAUAUAUUUAUAACAUAUGUACUCAUAUAUUUUUUAUG
Exaiptasia diaphana is the source of this 2108-nucleotide messenger RNA. Its product is annotated as 5-hydroxytryptamine receptor 1B. Gene Ontology annotation, biological process: G protein-coupled receptor signaling pathway. Gene Ontology annotation, cellular component: membrane. The record is from RefSeq and is a predicted model, not a curated record. NCBI's taxonomy places the organism in Eukaryota, Metazoa, Cnidaria, Anthozoa, Actiniaria, Aiptasiidae. The transcript is spliced from 2 exons. Gene Ontology annotation, molecular function: G protein-coupled receptor activity. Bases 555 to 1547 code for a protein of 330 amino acids.